Messenger RNA from Procambarus clarkii (red swamp crayfish), 2275 nucleotides. RefSeq names its product protein Star. Lineage: Eukaryota; Metazoa; Arthropoda; Malacostraca; Decapoda; Cambaridae. The record is from RefSeq and is a predicted model, not a curated record.
ACUCCGCACCAACAACUUCUAAUACUAGGCUCCCGCUUGACGUAACCAACAGAAUGGUGACAUCUUCUACCAAAUGGUACAGACAGCCAGAGGUACUCCAGAUGUCCGGGACAUUGCUCUUCAUGGCCGCUGUGUUCUGUAUAGCCACCCACCGGCACCCGGUACAGAUCAUUAGCUCCUUCACUGCUGAGCGAGUGUUGACAGACGCAACCUUCCCCGGAUCAGACCAGGAGGACCCAGCCCUGGUGACCUACAUCCGUCGACGCCUCCUGGACCCGCCCUCCAGCCUUUCCUACAACCUCACCUACCCCGAGGUGGAACACCAGUCCCAGUUUGAUCAGUCCGCCUAUGUUGACGAAGAUCUCCUGCAUGGCAUGAAAGAUGGAUUCUUCGUGGAGGUUGGUGCCACGGAUGGCGAAUAUCUUAGCAACACAUUGUUUUUGGAGAGAAAACGGAACUGGACAGGACUUCUCGUGGAACCUUUUCCUGAAACCUAUGAAAAACUUCUAUCUAAAAACAGGAAGGCUUACUCAGUGAAUACAGCAGUGGCACUCAAUAGUGUUUCAAAUGAAGUUUUCUUCAAACCGAUUGGAUACAAAGGAGUCUUGAGCCACAUCGUCGACAGCAGCAAGGAGGCUAUUAAAGUGAAGGCGCUUCCUCUCUACUCCAUCCUACUGGCUCUCAACGUGACUGUAAUUGACUUUCUCUCCCUCGACAUUAAAGGUGAUGAGAUGAAGGUGUUGCGGACUCUCCCUUGGGACAAGAUCAAGAUCCGGCUCCUGUGUGUGGAGAUCAACCACAUCCCAGAGGGCGAAGGUGUUCUCCGAGAGUACAUGCAGUCGCAGGGCUAUAAGUUUCUUGGUGUCAGGGACGUUGAUGCCUGGUUCGCCCUGCCUCAACUGUUGAAUCAAACUAUGAACAAGAGCUGAGCUGUUAAUCAUUUUUAAAGAGCCUGUUUUUGUUUUAUCUAAGAAAAUAACUAGCUUUUAACACGUGCACUGAUUGCUAAUUGUUUUCAGAAAACACAUAAGGGUUUCACAAGUUAACUGAUAUUUUAGUGACCAAAUAUUUCAUAAUUCCCAACAUAAUGCAGCAGAAAAAUGUAUAUGGGUUUAUCAUAUUAUUGUGGCUAAUGUGGUCUGUUGUAUCAUCAUUUCUAAUGUAUUCAUAUGAUCUUGUAUAAUGUGGUGUUUAUACAAGAUUAUAUAAAGAUCACAUAAGACAAGAUCAAAUACCACAUUAGACAAGAUCAUACAAAUACUGCAUUAGAUAAGCUUAUGCAACAACCACAUUGGACAAGAUCAUACAACAGACCACACUGGACAAGAUCAUACAACAGACCACACUGGACAAGAUCAUACAACAGACCACACUGGACAAGAUCAUACAACAGACCACACUGGACAAGAUCAUACAACAGACCACAUUGGACAAGAUCAUACAACAGACCACACUGGACAAGAUCAUACAACAGACCACACUGGACAAGAUCAUACAACAGACCACACUGGACAAGAUCAUACAACAGACCACACUGGACAAGAUCAUACAACAGACCACAUUAGACAAGAUCACACAAUGUGGCCCAAAGAUCAUACAAUGUGUUGCCUCUGGAAAGAUUCCAGAGGCAACAAACUGCUGCCCAACUGAAAUUUCAAUUGGGCAACAACUUGUUGCCUCUGAAAUCUUUCCUAUUAUGGCUGUCUCAUUUGUACAGUGAUAGAGCUUCUGCCUCACGCUUGUGGAGUCGGCGGUUCAAAUCUCCUAGUGCCAUGGAAAUAGUUAUUUCCACGAUAGUGUGGUUGACAAUUCAUAUGACGUGGGCAUGGAUCACUAGUUUCUAUGUACCUAGUAGCAGCCAGGGCAAGUAUAAAAUGUGAUCUAUUGUAUGAUCUUGUCUAAUGUGAUCUUUGUAUGAUCUUGUAUAAAGGCCACAUUAGAAAAGAUCAUACAAAGACCACAUUAUUAUACAUCUGAGUACUGUGUAUCAUUGUGCCAUGUAUUUACCCAGUUCAUUGUGAUUGUACCAUCACCACAAACUCAUCUUGCAUCACGGUGUACAAUACCCCACACCCGAAUAGCCUGCACAUAGUUAGCCAUGUGUGGCUGCUGUGAGGUGAAAGCUAAAUCCGACAAGGGAACCACACUAUUCAGCGCCUGGAGCCGAGUCAACACCUAAUUAAUAAGGUAUGAAUAUGUCUCUGGGAGUGUUGAGCCGGCCAAUUACAUAAGCUGUAAACUAUCAUUUUGUAAAAUAAAUUACCAUGCACUCUUC